Messenger RNA from Merops nubicus (carmine bee-eater), 351 nucleotides. It is a transcript of the gene TSPAN33, whose product is annotated as tetraspanin 33. The record is from RefSeq and is a predicted model, not a curated record. The annotation marks the transcript as partial. The transcript is spliced from 3 exons. NCBI's taxonomy places the organism in Eukaryota, Metazoa, Chordata, Aves, Coraciiformes, Meropidae. Gene Ontology annotation, cellular component: membrane.
AACAUGUACUUCAACUGCAGUGCCACCAACCCCAGCCGGGAGCGCUGCUCCGUCCCCUUCUCCUGCUGCCUGCCCAACGCCGACGAGGUUGUCAUCAACACCAUGUGCGGGCAGGGCAUGCAGGCCAUGGGCUACCUGGAGGCCAGCGCCUUCAUCUACACCAACGGCUGCAUCGACAAGCUGGUCAACUGGAUCCACAGCAACCUCUUCCUGCUGGGGGGCAUCGCCCUGGGGCUGGCAGUCCCCCAGCUGGUGGGCAUCCUGCUGGCUCAGAUCCUCAUCAACCAGAUCAGGGACCAGAUCAAGCUCCAGCUCUACAACCAGCAGCACCGGGUGGACCCCUGGUACUGA